UCAGUCACUGACGAAAGCUAGUGGGUUACGUCUGACGUUUUCAAAAUCAUAUCCAGUUGCUUGAGUAACUGCUUUUUGGCGUAUUUUACCUUCUUGGUUGGCGACUUUUUGCAGGACUCACUAGGUUAUACCGGCUAUACAGAUACAGAUACAGAUACAGCAUGGGGUCCCUCAUAAAGAAUGAAUGUCGAAGAAUGAUGACUAGAUCAAGAAAAAGGAAAAGACAGGAGGAUUUCCUAACCCACUGUCAUGAAAAAAGAAUCCUCACCUUCCAGGAGUGUAUACCAGAAACCAUGAUGGAGCGCUGUGUGAAAAUCGGGGAGGGCGUGUUCGGGGAAGUCUUUCGCACCAGGAGAGAUGAUGGCAGUUCAGUAGUACUCAAGAUCAUUCCCAUUGAAGGGGAUUUCCCUGUCAAUGACCAGCCUCAGAAAACCUUUGAAGAGAUCCUGCCUGAAAUCGUCAUCUCAAGGGAGUUGAGUGAGCUAAAGGACAACCAGACAGGUAACCAGACAGGUGGUUUCAUCCACCUGCACCGUGUGUGUCUGGUUCAGGGCGCCUGGCCGGACCACCUGCUGGCCAUGUGGGACCAGUGGCACCAGGAGAAGGCAGGAGGGUCAGAGAACGACAAGCCAGACAUGUUUCCACGCUCCCAGCUGUUCGUUGUGCUGGAGUCCGAGGAUGGGGGCUGUGAUCUGGAACACUACCAGUUCUACAGUCUGAGGGAAGCCAAGGCUGUUCUGCACCAGAUCACCAUCGCCCUGGCUGUUGCGGAGGCUGCUCUCCAGUUUGAACACCGGGACCUCCACUGGGGAAACGUGCUGGUGAGGAAAGUCGGGGAACAAAGCUCCACCCACCACCUGGCAGGGGAGGAGGUGUGUGUGGACACCAGAGGACUGGAUGUGAACAUUAUUGACUUCACGCUCUCCAGGAUACACAAGGAUGGCCAGCCGUUAUACUGUGACCUGUCAGCUAACCCUACCCUGUUUGAGGGAAAGGGAGACUAUCAGUUCGACAUCUACAGAGAGAUGAAGAAGGAAAAUCGAGAUAACUGGAAGCAACACCACCCGUACACAAAUGUGUUGUGGCUGCACUACCUUGCAGACAAACUUCUGCACAAGAAGUACAGAGGACAGAAGAAGAUCCACAGGCAGUGGCAGCAGAAGUUCAGAACCUUUCUGAAACAAGUCUUAGCAUGUAGGACAGUAGCGCAGGUGUUGGAAGACUGCCAGCUUUUUGAAGAGAAAUAGUUAAGUUAAGUUAAGUUUUGCAGGAUUUUUUAAAUAAUUUUUUUAAAGAGAAACAAUUUUUUUAAAGAGAAAUAGGGAGUACUGACUCUGAAAUACGUAAAUGUAAUCCUCUGUGCAUAUUAUAUAUUUAUAUGCUCAAAUGACUGGGCAUGGCUUGAAACGAAUUCAUUUUGGGUACACUGGUGUACCUAACCUGAAAGCCCAACAUAGAACAAAGUAGGUAACUCCAGAGUAUGUAUGUGAAAUUUUAAAAAAGUUAUUUUAAAAGUAUUAAAGUUCAAUCACAUCAGUGUUCUCUAGUAUUCUUGCAUCUAGAUAUUUGUGUAGUGUUAGAUAUGUAUAACACUGUAAUAUUUUUGUCUUUUGUGCUAUGAAUAUUGUCUUCGUCAGAAAGACUAUGGAAUUGACUUUUUAAAGAGAAAUAGCGAGUACUGACUCGUAAAUGUAAUCCUCUGUGCAUAUUAUAUAUUUAUAUGCUCAAAUGACUGGGCAUGGCUUGAAAUUCACGUAAAUAAUUUCAUCAGGUUGGAAGAUA
Branchiostoma belcheri (Belcher's lancelet) is the source of this 1782-nucleotide messenger RNA. Its product is annotated as serine/threonine-protein kinase haspin-like. Gene Ontology annotation, biological process: protein phosphorylation; intracellular signal transduction; mitotic cell cycle. Bases 162 to 1247 code for a protein of 361 amino acids. Gene Ontology annotation, molecular function: histone H3T3 kinase activity; ATP binding. The record is from RefSeq and is a predicted model, not a curated record. Lineage: Eukaryota; Metazoa; Chordata; Leptocardii; Amphioxiformes; Branchiostomatidae. The transcript is spliced from 8 exons. Gene Ontology annotation, cellular component: nucleus; cytoplasm.